ACUGCAAAAACAUCGCACUUUGGUAAAUCGCGCAUGCAAAGCCAUCCGGAAAACAAAAUAUACAAAAGUGUGAAGAGUGAAAAAGUCGUGAGAUUUGUGUGUCUAGCCUCUUCAAUUUAUUCAAAAUAUGACUGCCCCGGAAGAGAUAAAUGGCGUCGACGAAACAACCGACAAGCAAAAGCAGAAAAAGGCCUCCAAGCAUGAUAGCGGCGCGGCAGAUCUGGAGCGAGUUACGGACUAUGCCGAGGAGAAGGAAAUAAGCUCCAAGGAGAUCUCCAACGCAGUCAGUAUGUUUGAAGACAAACGGAAUAAGGAAAAUGAAGAAAAACUAGCCAAAGAACAGGAACUGCAGAAGGUGCAGGUCAAAAAAGAAGACAUUGAACUGAUCAUCCGAGAAAUGGAAAUCUCCCGACAAAAGGCAGAAGAAACAUUGCGAGUGCACAGGGGCGAUGUGGUGGCAGCCUUGGAAGCACUAACGAACUAGUGCAUCGGCGGAAAUCGAUCUGCAAGCGGUGUACACUACUGCAGAUCUUCACCGAAGCUAGUUAUACGACGGAAUCCUUCAGUUCACCAAGACCGCUUAUUUAUUUUCAAUCUGCUUAUGUUUCGGACUAUGGGACAGAUCAAUGCCAAUAAUACAUCAGUAGGUAAAUUUAA
Armigeres subalbatus is the source of this 657-nucleotide messenger RNA. Its product is annotated as huntingtin-interacting protein K. The transcript is spliced from 3 exons. The record is from RefSeq and is a predicted model, not a curated record. NCBI's taxonomy places the organism in Eukaryota, Metazoa, Arthropoda, Insecta, Diptera, Culicidae. The coding region runs from base 128 to 484 and encodes 118 amino acids. Gene Ontology annotation, biological process: negative regulation of apoptotic process; protein stabilization.